Limulus polyphemus (Atlantic horseshoe crab) is the source of this 4081-nucleotide messenger RNA. RefSeq names its product putative extracellular sulfatase Sulf-1 homolog. Gene Ontology annotation, molecular function: glycosaminoglycan binding; N-acetylglucosamine-6-sulfatase activity. NCBI's taxonomy places the organism in Eukaryota, Metazoa, Arthropoda, Merostomata, Xiphosura, Limulidae. The transcript is spliced from 19 exons. The coding region runs from base 263 to 3157 and encodes 964 amino acids. The record is from RefSeq and is a predicted model, not a curated record.
ACUUUUGCGUCUGUAGAAGAAAGAAACAAAAUAAUUGGAAAAUGUACGAAAGAGAACCGUUUUCCUGAAGGUAUAUUUUGUUUGAUACGCCAGAACUCGUCGUCGUUGCCUAGCCGCUCGGAUACGAUCACGAAACUGUGGCACGAUAAUAAGGGAUCAAUUUUUCUUUAAUUCCACUACUUGCUGCCUGCUGACGUGAAAUACCACCUCGACCCCAGAACAGCAUCUGAUUUUUAACUCAGUCAUUUUCCUUCAUUGAGUCAUGUCUUUCACAAAACCAUUGCUUCUGUUUAUUGUCCUGAUUGAAUUUAAAACACCAGUCUUUUCACGAAGAACAAGUCCAGAAGAUUACUUCUCACAUGAAACAGAUGUGUUACCAGAUCAGCUUUCCUGGCUAUCUAAUAGAAGAAAAAGUUCAGAAUAUUCCAGCUAUGGAACUCCAAGAUCAGGAGGAAGGUCACUAAAUAAAAAUCCUAACAUUAUACUUGUAAUGACUGACGAUCAAGAUGUUGAAUUAGGGUCAUUAAACUUUAUGCCAAAGACUUUGAGGAUACUUGGUGAAGGGGGUGCUCGUUUUCCUAAUGCUUACGUCACAACUCCAAUGUGUUGCCCUUCUCGAAGUUCAAUGCUAACUGGCCUUUAUGUACAUAAUCAUAAUGUUUACACCAACAAUGACAACUGUAGUUCUUCAAAGUGGCAACAGGAGCACGAGACACGAACAUUUGCAGCGUAUCUGAGCAACGCUGGGUACCGAACAGCUUAUUUUGGCAAGUAUUUGAAUGAGUAUAAUGGGAACUAUAUACCACCUGGUUGGAGAGAGUGGGCUGGUCUGAUAAGGAAUUCACGAUUUUAUAACUAUACAAUCAAUAUGAAUGGUAAAAAAAUCAAACAUGGUGAUGACUAUUACCAAGACUACUAUCCCGAUUUGAUUGCUAAUGACAGUGUGGCCUUUCUACGACAAUCAAAACAGUUUUUUUCCAAAAAGCCUGUAAUGCUGGUGAUGUCCUUCCCAUCACCUCAUGGACCUGAGAAUGCUGCUCCCCAGCAUCAACAUCUUUUUCACAACAUCACUACACACAGGACACCAAGUUGGGACUAUGCCCCAAAUAAGGACAAACAGUGGCUUCUUCGUUAUACAGGAAAAAUGGAACCCAUCCAUAUGAAAUUUACUGAUGUUCUUCAUACUAAGCGAUUACAGACCUUACAGUCAGUUGAUGAUGCUAUAGAAAAACUGUACAAUGAGUUAAAAUAUCUUGGAGAACUUGAAAACACCUACAUAUUUUAUACAUCUGAUCAUGGCUAUCAUUUGGGUCAGUUUGGUCUAGUGAAAGGGAAAUCUCAGCCAUUUGAAUUUGAUGUUCGUGUCCCUUUCUUGGUGCGAGGACCUUUUGUUCCCAAAGGAGUAAGGAUUUCUGACAUUGUCAUUAAUGUAGAUUUGGCACCAACGUUUCUAGAAUUGGGAGGAGUUGAAGUACCUAAACACAUGGAUGGGAAAUCCAUUGUUCCCCUUCUGAAAGAUGCAUAUGAACAAUUUAGUAAAUCAAAAGAAGUCUCUAAAGAAGUGAGACCAAAGAAAGGCUGGAGAGAGAGUUUUCUUAUUGAAAGAGGGAAACUCACCAAGCUCUACAAAGACUUGGACUCUCUUCCAACUGUAAAACCAAUGAAGAAAAGACAGUUGAUUGCUGGUAAUUGUGGAAAAUCAGAAUAUUCAUCUCCAUGUAAGCCUUACCAGACGUGGGAAUGUUUGCACGAUGGUCAGCGUUGGCGGGUUCGUAAGUGCCGAAAUAAGAAGAAGAAAAACUGCUGGUGUGAAGAUGAUGAUGAUGGUGUCUUUGCUGAGUACAUUAGUAGAGCCUUGGAUACCAAACAACAUCUACAAAGUGAUAUUCCUUCUGAUUUCCUGGGUAUUGAAGGCAAGAAGGCAAUGAAACCACAGGAAAGGCGUCUUCAGAGAAAAUUCCUUAAAGAACACGUUAACCAAGGUUUCAGACCCAUCUUUAUUGGAUCUCGCAGAAAACGGGAAAUUUUGGUUUCAAGACCUGACGAAUAUUUUGAUAUAAAUGGUGUGAUAGGAUUAUCACACUGGCUGGAUUUUACUGUUAAAGAUUCUGCACAGUUGCAGGUAAACUCCAGUGCAGGUCUAGUGUGGUUUUAUGAUGAUGACCUUGGCAUGGGAAUCCCAGAGUAUGAAAACAGCUUAGACCAAAAUAUUGAACAUAAAAUUUCUGUGAGAUCAGUGUCAAAACUCGUACAACCAAGUGGUUAUGAAGCCACAUUCCACCCCCAUGGCUGUGUGGCACUCUCCAAUAAUUCUGUUAUCUGUGUGGAUCCUGUCUAUUAUGAUAAAAAGAGCUGGAGGAUGAACAAGAAUCAGCUUGAUGUAGUAAUUAAAGGCUUGAAGAGUAAAUUGUAUGAACUGAAGGGACUUCGACGUCAACUCCAAAAGAAGCGACCCCCAACUGGUGAUGAAAGUAGUGGGUACUUCACCCAAGUAAAGGAUUAUCCAGUAACCAGUGGCCGAAGGUGUCACUGUGAUGAUGAAGAAGAACAACAUAGUUUGAAAGCGUGGAGAACAGGACAGCGUGAAGCUCGAAGAGUUGCUCGCCAGCAAAAACAAGAAGCUCGUUUGAAGAAAAAAGAAAAAAAGAAUCGACGUAAAGCCAAGUAUAAGGGAUUUGAAUGUAAUGCUGCAAAGAUGAAUUGUUUUACCCAUGAUGAUAAACAUUGGAAAACACCACCCUACUGGACUUAUGGCCCUUUUUGCUUCUGCCAGAACUCAAAUAACAAUACGUACUGGUGUUUACGGACCAUUAAUUCCACACACAACUUCCUGUAUUGUGAAUUUGUAACUGGUUUUAUUAUUUACUUUGAUCUCCGUUCGGAUCCUUACCAGUUGAGAAAUGCUGUAUAUGAUUUGGAACUAUUUAAACUACAAGAUAUGAGACGGCAGUUAAAUCAGCUCAGAAGGUGUAAAGGAGCAGAGGAAUGUACCAUAAAAUCCCAAUUACAAGAUCAGGAAAGACUGGAAGACCACAUUUCAUCUUAUUCGUCCCGUUUUUCUGUUUUUAGAUCCUCGGAAAUAAGACGGAGACAGCACAAACAAGAAAAAGACAGAUUAUUGUUAUCUAGUAACAAAAGGACAAAUCUAGCCAACUAGUUGGUAUGCCCAUUGUCUUCAUUAUGCUGGAAUGGCUGAGAAAAGUUCCUUCUAACUGUAAAUAGGUAUCUUUUUUUUUUUUUUAGUAAGAUGCUAAAUUUUUCCAAGUGAUCCUACAUAUCCUAGUGUUUAUCUCUGUAUUCUUUUUAAUACUGUCUUAAUUUGAUGUACACAAAUACUUAAUAUUAUCCUCAUUUUAAAAAUGUUUUUAACCAGUCAAUUUUUGAUCUUAUCACAAACAUACUGUAUGUUAUUCUUAAUGAAUCUGUUAUAAAUACUCUGUGUAGUUUCUAAGGUCUUAUUUAUUUAAACAAGUUUUAGUAAUGAGUAGCCACAAUUCUAAAAACGUGAGUGAAAGUAGAGUAAUAUGCUAGUAAUGGCUUCAUAAAAUGCAAAAUUGUAUGUUUUUAGUUGGAAGUAUAAUUUUUUUUUAAAAAGGUUUCACAUUAGUUACCCCACUUUAUUUUAUCCAUUGUGAGUAGAUAAACCCUGUGUUGAAAAUUAAACAUUUAAUACUUCUGUAAUAUUAUUUGGCAUUGAAUUAAUUUAUUAUGUUUUUGGUAGAAGUCUUUAAAAAAAGGAUAAACAAUCCUGCCAAACUUUGCUUUUAAAGUCUGUAAUAAAGCCUUCUUAUGUGAAUAAAAAAAUGUGAUGUGUUCCAUUUUUCGGUGCAGAGUUUUCUUCUUUAUGAGAGACUGAGUUAAAAGAAAACUAGCACCUGAAUACUUUGCAACUAAUCACUUGCAAGGUCUAAUUUCUUUAUUAAUUAGACUGUAAGAACAAGGGUUAGUUUAAAAGCCUUUGGUCACGAUUUAUUGUUUUUGCCCUACUGUGAAAUAAUCUAAUUGAUUUUUCUCAUACAGACCACUUAACAGUAAAAUGUAUCUAUUUUAUGAUGAAAUAAGUAUACACUUGGAAAAAAAG